Branchiostoma floridae (Florida lancelet) is the source of this 4347-nucleotide messenger RNA. RefSeq lists its product as uncharacterized. The transcript has 6 exons. The record is from RefSeq and is a predicted model, not a curated record. The coding region runs from base 152 to 4042 and encodes 1296 amino acids. NCBI's taxonomy places the organism in Eukaryota, Metazoa, Chordata, Leptocardii, Amphioxiformes, Branchiostomatidae.
UUCCCGCCAAUUUUUUUCCCUUCAUGCAGCGCGCAGUGUUUGUUUCAUCAUGGCGGACCCUCCGAAACUGACAGGAACUGAUUUUUUCGAAUGUUCAACGGUUGCUGUUGUUCCCUGAACCUGGAGGAUAUGGUAGUUGGACCGGUGAGAUAUGAGCCAGCCCAUAUCGUUCUCAUCAGGGGAUGAAGUGAUCACGAUCAGUUCAGACGAGGAGGCGUUCGAGAAGCCGAGCUUCACCCCGAGGACUCGACGUGCCCGAGCACGCUCGCGGUCGCCCCGCGGUCCUUCCCGGCACGGUGUCGGACGGACAGGGAGCCGUGCGAAGACUCUGCAUGUUCUUAAUGCCGAUGACCCCAUAUACAUCUCAGAAGACGAAGACAGCAGUGAUGACCGUACCUGUGGUGAGAGGGAAGCUGACAGUGCAGGUCUCUUGUGUACCAGAAGUUGUGCCAGUCCAAUUGUCAAGACAGAACAUGAACCUGAAGACCACCAGGCACUUGUCAAUGGGAUCUCAGCCAGCCCCACACUCACCUGUCUGAAAGAGGAGGGUGGCCCUGGUUGUAAAACAGAGAGUGUAGGAAGGGAAACAGGCAUGGGUAACAGUACCAGCAGCUCAGGGCCAGAUGCAGUGUCUGGAGAGCUGGAGGACAGGACACUUAGUUACCAUACCAACCAGGUGUCUACUGAGAAAUCUGAUGUGUUUAAGAUGGAGCCUAGUCUUGCAGACUCAGAUGAAGAAUUUCAGGCUGCCAUUAAGGCAUCUCAGGAGCAUUCACACUUUGAGAGCAUGAGUGAGGAGGAAGCCCUGAGAAUUGCAAUUCAAAGGUCUCUGGGAGAUUUGGUUCAUAACAGGGACAGUUCCCAAGAGUCAGAUGAUGACCCUGACCUUGCCAAAGCCAUUGCUCUGUCAAGGGCAGAACAGCAGACUUCCCAAGGUCAUGGAAACAUCACAGAGGCUGCAGUGGCUGGGCCAAGUGGACUUCCUAACAGUGUUAGUAAGUCAUUCAUUGCUUCAUGCUCACAGUCCUCUUCAGACAGUGCCAUGUGGGAAAACUUGACAAAACCUAAGGUAGAAACAGCAGUCAACCAUGGGGAAAGUGAUGAAGGGGUCCCAGUGGAGCCCUUGUGCAAUCCUGACACACCUGCCUUGCCCUUGAACCAAACAAAUGAUGCAAUCCAGAAUUUCAGCAAUGACACAUCACACCUUACCUUCCACUCCCCAAAUAAAGGCAAGGGAAAGGGCAAAGGAAAGGGCAAAGGAUCAUCAAGUCCCAAGGUGUUGAAAUCUCCAGUGAAGAAGUCUGAGGAAGAGGUUGACAGUGACCUGGAAGUGGCUCUAAUGUUGUCACAGGCAGAGGCCAAUGCUCAGAAACAACUCCUGGAGGAGGAAGAUUUGAUACUACAGAGAGUAUGUGCAGAGUCAUUAAAGGACUUCAACAGGACCCAGGCUACCGACCAGCAGUUCCGCCCAGGUGUAGCAGGUACAAUUCUUCAUCUGCCGAAUGGAACGGCCUGCUCCCCAAACGGUAGUGACUCCUCUCAUCUCCCACCUGGAACAUUCUCACUGCAAGGCGAUUACAUAGGGACGUUUUCAUCUGUAUGUACCAAGUCUAUAGGUGGCUGCUUGUCUGACAGCGGAAAAGGGUCUCACGGCUGGCUGUCAGAUGAGAACCCGACGAAAAGAGCGAAUAUGACAAACAUUGAAGGUGGCACAGAAGAUGUCUCCUCACACAAACUAACAAGUAAAACUUUGGCUGGCUCUUUUAAACUGUUGGAAAAGUCUAGCUCUGCAAAAUCCAAGUCACCAAGCAAGAGGAAGUCAUCCCGUGGUGGGUCUCCAUCCUUAUCCACUCCGACAAAACACAGAGGUAAUGUAGGCACAACAGAACAGAGCACCCCCACUGUGAAUGGUGUCCACGAAAACUGCAUCAAGAUGAAGGACUGUCGUGUAGCCUUGAAGAGACUUACUGAGGAAGAAAUUGUUCGGCACAGCCCCAAGGCUAAAUUGAUGAAAAGGCAAAGAGUGUCAGAUUCAGAUUCGAGUGACUGGGCAACACCAAGAAAGCGCCAGAGGUCGGGUAACAGAAAGCCCAUAGUUUUGUCGGAUGACUCUGACACUGAUAACCCUGUUGGUGGAGCCAGAGCCAACCGAAACAACACAUCUACUGAGUCAUCUACUUGUACCUAUGCAGUUCGGGAGGCAAUAAAGAAAAGGAGGUGUCAGCUUUCCUUGGAAGAUCCACCUUCUGUUAUUGAAACACAAGCUGCAUCAUCACUGGAAACACUCAGAAGAAGUGUUGACAAAGGAAUGGAACGUUUGCCCCAUGUUGGCAAUACUAAGGAGUCAGUGGCAGUGGUCAGUGAUGAUCACACCAGCAGUAAAGGCCAGGCAGAGUCAGAAGAGGAUUCAGCUAUUAUCUCUGAUGGCAGAAUAAGCUCCAAAGACAUGAGUGAUGAUGCACUCCCUGACCUGGAGUUGAUAUCAUACUGUCCAGCAGUGAAAGAAAGGUAUAGCAGUGAUGACCUACCUGAUCUAGAGAUCAUAGAUGCCUAUUUCCCAUCUGCCACAUCUAGUGUGGCCGUCCCUGUCAUCAAGAAGGAGCCGUGUGAUGAAAGAACUAGCGACAGCACAAGAAGUUGCGCAGAGUCUCCCGUGCAAUGGAGAAGGAAGCCCAGAAAAGUCAUGGAACCUAAGAAAUCACAGACAUUGAUGACAGACUAUAAACUAUCCAAUGAUUGUGGUCCGUCCGUGUCGAGGCCUCAGUCCUCACUCAAGAAGAAGAAGAAGACAUUUGGUCAGCAUCGCUCCAACAUGCUGAACUCUUGUGAGGAUGCAGAAGAUUAUGACGCCUAUCUGUACCUGAUAAAGUCCUUCACUACCCGUUUACGUGCAAACUCACCAGACACAACAAAGUUCAUCAUAAAGGAGAUCCUUCUGAAAAGUAAAAGUGAGACCAUUACAUCAGAAGCAUUUCAGGUCCUUGAACAUGUCCAGAAUUUGCAUCCCUUCGAGAUCAAGUCAGAAUCUGAUACCAAAUGGUUCUGGACACUUUUGCAAACUCUGUGCAAGAAUCUAGGUCUCACAGAAGAAUCUGCGGCACCUUUGAAUGUUGUGUCUUUCUACAACAAUGCUCAUGCUCUGCAAUACCUGGUGAAAUUGUGCGAGAAUGACCUUAGGAGACAUCUGAAGUCUCAGCAGCAGUCCCUAGUGAGACAGUUUUCCUCCGAAAGACAUUACCAAAAAGUUGAGGAAAUUCUCAGGUGGACUGUUAACUCUGUAGAACUAGAACACUUGACAGUCACUGAUAACAGUUGCAAUACUCCUAAGAAGAGGUCUCAAUCCUCAAGUAGGGCCAGCCGUACAGUGUCGUUUGGGAACAUCGCACAGGUGAAUGCCCCAUCAUGCCUACAAUCUCUACAGAAACUGCUGCUAUUAGUCGAGGAGGCCAGUGACAGUCCUUACAAUGACUGUCGGACGAUGGGGAAUGAGCUGCUUACUUCUUACAUCUGUUUGCCAAGACUGAGGGACUGUCGAAUGCUGCUGCAGACCAUGCAAGCUCACCAGCUCAGGCUCUGGUUCCUGGAGGUGAUGUUCUUUAAUCAGUGCAAUGACUACUCCCAGGGGCUGCCCCUCUCAGUAACCAAGAUAACCAGAUCCUUCUUCAAGUGCAAACCACGAGCACUAGCGGAGGUUGAGGAGGUAGGGGACGACAAGAUGGCGCCUGUGAGGGAAGCGUGCGAGGAACUGGCCAUGUCGUUGUUCUUCAUCCUUCAGAGCUACACCAGAGUGAAGAUGGGUCAACACCACCCCACAUCCUCCGUCCCCAGAGGAAUGACACCCUCUACAUUCACGGAGCACAGCUUGUCAUCGUCAGAUCUGCAGGCACUGGAACAGAUGCCAACUGAAGUAGAGCGCUUGAAGCUCCGCCUGGAAGACUUGUGCUCACCUCUGUCUAAAAGGACACACAACUACCUCCAGCAAAUGGUGGUCCUGGGAAAGUCUGUCCAGCAAGGUUGCAGGAGGAGAGGAGAGAGAAGAUAAAGACUAGACUGUAGAGUUUGUAGAUUGAAGUAGUUGGGUUUGAUGAGGAGAAAAAAAUGCAUCACAUUCAGACAGACAACAAGCUUGUCAAGAAAAUACAAUGCUCAACAAACAUUGCUGACAAAGAUAAUUCAGUUUUGUAUCAUUUCAUGUCAAGCAUGAAAAGUAUGUACAUAUAAUGCUUCUGAGAAAUUUCUCUGUUUUUGUACUUUUUACUAUUUUUAUGCUUCAAAAGUUUUGUUGCACUGGUCAGUCAAAUUGCUGUUGUGAUGAAACUUUUUAAUUUAACAUUGAGUUUUGAUAAA